Polyodon spathula (Mississippi paddlefish) is the source of this 1316-nucleotide messenger RNA. RefSeq names its product mannose-binding protein A-like. The record is from RefSeq and is a predicted model, not a curated record. The coding region runs from base 221 to 1012 and encodes 263 amino acids. NCBI's taxonomy places the organism in Eukaryota, Metazoa, Chordata, Actinopteri, Acipenseriformes, Polyodontidae. The transcript is spliced from 5 exons.
GUCCUAAUAGCUGAUUAUCUCAACUUUGUUAAGUUGGGUCUUAGCGAUUCCAAGUUUUUCUGCCUCAACAACAAUAACAACUUUUUGAUAGUGAGAAACAUUAUGUAAUUCUAUUUUAGGUUUUUUAUUUGUUUUAAUUAAGAUGAAUGCUGACCCAGUGUAUAGGCAUAAAAAAGAAAAAAAUAACAACUAUCAACAGAUCAACAAAACAUAAAGAAUCAUGCAUUGUGCAAUGCGUCCCUAUUUCACUGUUCACAUGCUGGUUGUGAAUGCACUGCUGAUGCAAUUAAGCCAUGGCACACCUGAUCUGACUACCAGAACAAAUGUGUGCUCCACGAUUCAGGGGACUCCAGGAGUCCCUGGAAACAAUGGAUUACAUGGCAGGGACGGGCGAGAUGGGCGAGAAGGUCCAAAGGGUGAAAAGGGGGACACAGGCUCUCUUGGACAGCGGGGGGUGCAGGGUCCCCCAGGAAAGAUGGGACCAGAGGGACCACAAGGCAAACCUGGGCUCUUAGGAACCAAAGGUCAGAAAGGAGAAGUUGGACGUGCAGCGGCACCCUGUGAUAUGAGUCGCGUUGAAGCUUUAGAAGCAGGGCUUAGCACCUUACAAAACAACUUCAACAAGCUUGAGAAAGUUCUCCAGUUACUACAGGUCAAGAAGGUGGGACAAACACACUAUGCGACUGAUGGUAGAGUCAUGAACUUUGAAUCUGCCUGCAAGAAAUGCCAAACAAUUGGAGGAUUGCUCGCUAUGCCCAAAACUGAAGAAGAAAACAAAGUAAUACAUGACUUUGUGAGUUUUUAUCAGAACCCAGCCUUUCUUGGAAUAUCUGAUGAAAAGAAGGAGGGCUCAUUUGAGUAUAUUACAAAAGGAAGUGUAACUUACACCAAAUGGAGCCGAGGUGAACCCAACGACCAUAAGGGAAAGGAAGAUUGUGUAGAAAUUGUGUCCAGUGGGUUCUGGAAUGAUAAAAACUGUGGAGAACAACGGCUUGUAGUGUGUCAGUUUUAAAUUUAAAUUUUAACAUUCACUUUGUAAGAUUCCAUCUGGAUCUUCCUAUUCUAUUGUAAUAAUAUCAUUUGCAAGCACCCAUGUGGCCUCAGUAGAGCUCUCAGAAUCUCCAAUUAUAUCAGCUUUAUUGUAUUGCCAUGUCUCAUACUUGCUGGAUUAUUGCUACGCAAACUACUGUACUGUAUGUUAAUCAAUAAACAUCUAUAAACUACUUGAUUUAUCCUGUGAUUGAUAGCUAUGUGUGACAAAGAGCGAAUGAAUCUGGAUCAACAAUCUCCUUCUCGACCUGUGAGAGCUCUGUACA